GGCUUGCCAAAUCAGAUGAGCGAGCAGUUUGAAGGGGAGAGAGCUCGGAAAGUGAAAAAGGAGCCAACUGCAAAGCAAAAAAGGAAUUCUUCCAGAUCCUGGUCACCCCUUCACCUCUCCCGGCCUAACGAGGCCGGGGAAUGUCCCGGCGGCGAGAUGCCUUAUGUGGACCGACAGAACCGCAUCUGUGGCUUCCUGGACAUUGAGGAGAAUGAGAACAGUGGCAAGUUCCUGCGACGGUACUUCAUUCUGGACACACAGCAGGGGAGCUUGGUUUGGUUCAUGGAUAACCCUCAGAACCUUCCAGAAGGUGCAGACUGUGUUGGCUCACUCAAGCUCACCUACAUCUCUAAGGUCAGCGAUGCCACAAAGCUGAGGCCCAAAGCAGAGUUUUGCUUCGUCAUCAAUGCUGGGAUGAGGAAGUUCUUCCUUCAGGCCAAUGAUCAGCAGGACCUUGUAGACUGGGUCAACGCUCUCAAUAAAGCCACCAAGAUCACUGUGCCAAAGUCAUGUGAAAGCCAGCAGAAUUCAGAAAACCAGAAGGUUUUGCCAGACGUGGUUGGCUCCAGGAAACAGGUGUCCUAUAGGACGGAUAUAAUUGGAGGAGUCCCAAUCAUAACCCAAACCCAGCAAGAAGGUGGUGAGGGUGCAAACAGAUCAGAGCGUGAGGCCUUGCAUCGAUCCCACAGUCAGCUGCCGUACUUUCUGGGCAGGCCGGCGCAAGAACACAGCGUCAUCAAGUCAGGCUACUGUGUGAAACAAGGAGCCGUGAUGAGGAACUGGAAGCGUCGCUACUUCCUCCUUGAGGAAAAUGCAAUGAGCUACUUCAAGUCUGAUUUGGAAAAAGAGCCUCUGAGAAUGAUCCCACUAAAGGAGGUUCACAAAGUCCAGGAGUGCAAACAGAGUGACAUCAUGAUGAGAGAUAAUCUGUUCGAGGUCGUCACCACAUCCAGGACGUUUUAUAUCCAGGCGGACAGUCCGGAGGAGAUGCACAGUUGGAUAAAGGCUGUCUCAGGGGCCAUUGUAGCCCAGCGGGGUCCUGGGAGGUCAGCUGCUACAAUGCGGCAGGCCAGACGGCUGUCGAACCCCUGUAUACAGAGGUAUACAUCUCGAAUCGGGGAGUGCAGCAGCACGAACUCAGCAACCGUCCCACAUUCUACCGCAGCCCAGCGGGUCCCCCCGUCCCUCGCUCGCCCAUAUCUACCGUGCAACCAUGCUACCCAGAGCGGGGGGAUGCUGUCUCGUGCAGCACACGCUCGCAGCCUGGCGUGGGACAGCGAGCACUUCAUGAGCCUGCUGCCGCGCCCCAUUCACAGCCACACGCCGGCCCGCCUGUCCCUGCAGGAGACGCGCCUCGCCAAGUGACGUCCCCGCCUCCUACAGUCGACAUGGCAGACUCCGAGGAGUCGCCGUGGAGACGUCGCAGCAGCUUCGAGCCCCUAGUUCCUGAAACUAAUCCGGACCUUGAUGAUGCUGAUCUGCCAGUGAGUCAGGUCUGACCCACUCUAAGCUGGACUAGAAGGCUUCCAUCUGUUGAACAGGAAAACCUGAGAAUCCAGGCUUUGGUUAACAAAAAAAAAAAAAAAGUAAUACAAACCCUUCAUCCACAUACGACCAUGGAGCCGGCGAAGCUGCACUCCUCUGCCAAAAGCAACCCAGCGUUCACCUAAACCCCUGAACUCCAGAGGCUGUCAAAUCUAAACUACAUGUUUGACCUGCUCUGAACGAACUUCAGCAUCAAGGCUUUAUUUUAACACGUUUAGGCACAGAGAUUUUUAUAAAUAAAAUUGUGCCAACGAAAUAAGGGAGCUUUUAAAAUGCAAGCUUUUUCAUUAGUGUUUGAAAAAAGAGUGAACUUUUUUGUUUGUUUUUUUUUUAAAUUUGCUCCGGUUCAUGUACACACUAAUUUUACCAACACUGGAUAAAACGGUAAGAAGUAAAUGUUUGCAGCAAAAAGUACAUAUGCUUGAAAAUCUGCCUCUGACCUCUUUGUUUUCAGGUAUCUCUGUGGGAUGGGCUUUAGCAUAAAGUUAUAACCACUCACAUAAAGCUGCCCUCGCUUGUUUAUUCCACCUCCUGUUGGUAUUAAUGAAGAACAAAACCAUAGGCUGAAUCGGCUUCAUUUUCAGACUGGAUUUGCGUGCUUUGCGGCAUUUAGACGUAAAGGAUAAAGUGAUUAACUUGUAUGUUUGCCGACCAAACGGCAGAAAGUCACUCAUCAAAUCAUCAUCAUCACAGCGAAACACUGAGGGUAUUCACUUGCUUCAUUUGCAUGCUAAUGUUUUAAAGAUUCUUCAGGUGAUCUUGUUUCUUUUCCUUUUUGGUUAUCUAAAGAUUUUUCUGUUGCUGUGAGUUUGCAGGUUUAUGUUUUUAUAUGCUUUUAGAUCAGAUUUUCUUUUUUUUUUUUACUGUGUCUGUACCUCCAGUGUAAUUCUAAGCAGCUACCUGACGGUGUUAUUAAAAAGAAACAACUCACUGUUAUCCUACUAGAUGAUGCACACUAAUCCUUCUUUUUCUUUUAAGUGCCUGUCUUACUUCAGUCUAGUAGUCCCGAGCUAUUUCACUCCUAUUUCAGUCUGGUGUUUGAAUUGUUUCUAUUUAUUAAGUGGAUGACUUGAAAGAAAUAAACACUGCAAAUGUGC
This is a messenger RNA of Cyprinodon variegatus (sheepshead minnow), 2642 nucleotides long. Its product is annotated as pleckstrin homology domain-containing family A member 1-like. Lineage: Eukaryota; Metazoa; Chordata; Actinopteri; Cyprinodontiformes; Cyprinodontidae. The record is from RefSeq and is a predicted model, not a curated record. The transcript has 13 exons. Bases 16 to 1365 code for a protein of 449 amino acids. Gene Ontology annotation, cellular component: membrane; cytoplasm. Gene Ontology annotation, molecular function: PDZ domain binding.